GGUAGCGAAGGGAGGGCCGUGGCAGGGAUAGCCCGGGCAUAAUUGGCAUACCAAUAGUCCUUACUUUCCCCAUCCACUUCAGUCUUUUCGAAAACAAGCGCUCUAGGAGGAGCGCGUUGGAGUUGCCGGCAUGGCUUCGUCGAGCGGUGGGGUGGAGUGGAACUCCAUCGUGAAGCCCAUUUUAGCGGCAUCCUACGGAUCAUUUAACAAAAAUGACCUGCCUGAGUUCAUAAGAUCUGUGAUAAAGAGUGAAGAUGACAUCAUCAACCACAGUGCUGAAUAUGACACAUUCUAUUCAACUUUUGCACUGCUGGCUGCAGACUACAUCACCCAGAAUGCAGCAGACUUGCUGCCGAGUCAGAUGGGCGGCGCGUGCGCAGCCGCGCGCAUCCUGGGCGCGCACAUGCUGCGCGGCCUGUCGGGCGGCAGCCGCCAGACGUCGCCACUGUCGCGCGGCCAGCUGAUGGACGGCCUGCGCCUGCUGUGCCAGGGCGGCGGCCUCGAGCACUCGGACCACGUCACGCUGGUGGCCGCCAUGAAGAUGGCCAAGCUGCCGCCUCACAUCCGCACCAGCGUGCCGGCGGAGAAGGAGAACUCAGCCAAGACGGAGCCGAAGCGGCCCCGCGUGGACCCGUCCACAUCCCUGCUAGACCACCUGUCCUCGCCCAUGUACAACCUGAGCAACGGCAGCGACCUCAGCGACGCGUCAGAGGCCAACAGCAGUGGGCAACAAGUCAAGAACCUGUUCUGCGAGCGCAACAUCGCGGCGCUGCAGCUGCUGGGCGCCGGUGACGUGCUGGUGGAGAUGUGCCUCGGCCUGCCGCACAUCGCCCGCUACCUGGCCCGCUACACCGAGUCACUGGAGACGGGCUGCCUCCAGCUGCCGGCCACUCUCACCGAGGCGGUCAGCGUCCGCUCCAGCCUGCAGGCCCUCAGCUCGGACGUGGUGAUGGUGUGGCGGGCGCUGUCGCUGCCGGCGCUGGAGCCGCUGACGGCCGCCCGGCAGCAGCGGCUGGCGCAGCUCAGCGCCGCCUGCCUGCUGGCGGCGCUGACCGUGGCCGCCAGCGGCGCCGCCGUCGCCGCACCCGACGACGCCGAGACGCACGCCGUCGACGUGGUGGUGCGCGCGCUCGAGGUGUACGAGUGCGUGCAGAGCGUGAUGCGCGCCUCCACGCGCUCGGGCGGACACUGCGUGCAGAACCUGCAGCUGAUGGCGGCCCUGCUGCUGCUGCGGGGCAUCCAGGCCUUCAUGUUCGCCGUCAGCGCCAUCGGGGACAAACAGGAGCGCGGCAAGUCGCCCGUUAAGGGCAAGGAGAGCAGGAUCAACCUGCUCAAAGUUCAGCAGGGGUUCGGCGUGCUGGCGGUGGCGCUGACCUCGCCGGCGCUGACGCUCGUCUCCAGCCUGCUGUCGGACGUGCGCUCGGAGACGGCCGUGUUCGGCGGGCCGCCGCUGCCGCCAGGCGGGCCGGCGACGCUGGCCACGGCCUGCUCGGCCGGCCAGCGCGCUGCCGCCCUGCUCUCGGCCGCGAACGUGACGCAGCUGCUCUUCAACGUUGCGGUGGCCAGCUACCGCAAGGCGUGCGCGCUGAGCGGCGGCGGCGGCGCGGCGGCCGGGGCCGCGGAGGGCGGAGACGUGUUCGGCCUUGCCACCGGUCCCGCCUUCACCGCCUCGUUCUAUGUGGACGACUCGAGCGGCGACGAGGCCAGCUCGGGUGACGAGGACGACUCGGUGCUGGGCCAGUGGUUCAUGCAGACGCUGUACCCGGCCGGGCCCGCCUCGCCGCCAGCCUCGGCCGCCGCAUCGGAGCACGGCGGCGGCUCGGAGCGCGCCGCCGCCGCCGCCGCCGAGCCCAGCCUGGUGCCGGAGCGCGGCGAGCCGCAUGGCUUCAUGUCGCUGGCGUCGCACGUGCUGCGCCUGAUCAACAGCGACCUGCUCGACUCGGAGUGCGCCGACGUGCGGCGCUACGUGCGUCAGGGCGUCACCGACUACCAGGUCACGCUGCUGGCCGCCAUGGUGCGCGACGUCGGCUCAGGCAGCCUGGGCGCCGGCGUCAGCGCCGGCAGCAUGAUGAGCCUGUGCCACGAGUUCAGCGCGUCGCUGACGCGGCUGACGCACAACCUGCUGGCCACGCGGCUGCUGAGCACGCCGCUGCAGGAGACGCUGCUAGCGCAGCUCGGCCUCAGCCCCUGGCAGGAGGAUGCCGACUGGCCGCUCAGCGUCAAGCCGCGCUCGCUGGCCGUUCUGGCGCAGGUGCUGCUGCUGAACCAGGAGGGGCCGGGGCCGGACCAGCUGGACGGCCGCCAGGCGACCGUGCUCAUCUGGUCCAGCCUGCUGCGCACACUGACCCGGCGCAUCCUCGGCGACGCCGAGGCAGACGGCGAUGACCUGAACGUGGAGCAUGCCCAGCUGCUGCUCUUCCUCUUCCACUCGCUGGAGCUGAUGCAGAAGAAGAACGUACUCAUCCAGUGCGCCGACGUCAUCAUCAAGGUGGCUCCCGCGCUGGAUGCCCCCAUGUCGGCGGCCCAGGUGCUCCACCUGGCUCGGCUGCUAGUCGUGUUCGAGUAUAUGGUGCGCAACCUGUACGACGCGCCCUCCUUCCUCAUCGACCAGGUGCGGAGCAACCUGCUGGGCCGCGUGCCGGGCGCCGAGAAGCUCUACAUCCCGUGUAAGGAGGUGGAGGGCGUGGCCGAGAGCCGCGCCGGCGCCAGUGGUGGCGGCGAGCCGCCCUGCUUCUACAGCCUGACGCACUCGGACAGCGGCGGCGGCGACCCGCUCCGACUCGACGGACUGGCGAGCAGCUUCCUGCUGAGCACGCCGGACGCGCUCGACUACCGCGCCUUCUACGUGGCGCUGGUGGGCCUGCUGCGCGUGGGCGGCCAGGCGGACCUCGAGGCGCGCGUCGCGCCACUGACACCGGCCGGCCGCGUCAACGUCCACUACUGCUUCACCAUCGAGUUCCUGGAGCAGAUGUGCGCCGGCGCUGAGGAGGGCGGCCCGGCCCGGCUGCUGCACUCGCUCGUCUGGGGACCGCGCGCCGCCGACCGGCUCUACGCCAGCACCAUCAAGGAUGCGCUGGUGAAGCAGGGCCUGUCGGCGCACAAGGCCGACAGCCUGCUGGACAACGUCAGCCGCCAGGUGGGGGACGUCGGCCGAGACGUGGACCUGGUGCAGCGCAUGGCGGCCCGGCUGCGCGCCGCCCAGCGACCCCGCCUGCUCGACGUGGUCGCCCUGCACGCGGCCAUCGCCAAGACACAGGUGGCGCGCCGUCUGCUGCCCGUCGUCGUCAGCCUCAUCGACACCGUGUCCGGCUGCAUCAGGUCGAGCCUGCUGCAGUGCCUGACGGAGCCGGAGGGGGACGCCGAGCCGCCGUCGUCGGCCACGCUGCGCGCCUACGACCACCUACUGAGCGUGGUGUCGCCGGCGCUGCGGCGCACGCUCGACGACUGGCACGCGGCGGCCGCCGCCGACCUCGGCUUCUCGCAGAACUGGAAGGCGCGGUACGGCGAGCAGCCGCUGCCGUCCGAGGGCUACAUCACGUCCGUGGUGCUGGCGCACGCUUCCACCCUGUCGGGCGUGGCCAGCCACAGCAUCGGGCUCUCGCUCAAACACCUGCUGCACUGCCUGGUGCGCGUGGCCGAGGCGCUCUUCACGUGGCGCUCGUCGGACGAGCGGGCGCGCGCCGACCUGUCGCGCGUGCUGCUGCCGCUGGUGCUGGACCUCAGCUGCGAGUCGGCCGUGGCGCACUUCGACGUGACGACGAUGGUGGGCGCUACCGACUCGGACUCGUUCCAGCAGACGGCCUGCCAGCUGGUGGUGCGGCACGUGUACGCCAUCGUCCGCCUCGUCAGCCAGGACGCGGACAUCAACGAGUCGGUGUGCGAAGAGUGCAUCCGCUGCCUGGAGUCGAUGCUGGAGGUGCCGGCCGGGCGCGCGGCGCUCGCCAAGGUGCACAAGGAGGACAGCACGUUCCUGAUGACCGUGCUGCUGUCCGCCUCCAGCCAGCGGCUCAGCUUCAACUACGGCAUGCUUGUCCUCAAGUUCUGCGACAAGCUCUUCCAAGCUGCGGACAAGCCCGGCGACGAGCUCCGCGAGCUGUGCGCGUCGCUGGACGGCCUGGCCCGGGUGGAGCCGGAGCGGCUGCGCCUCUGGCUCGGCAAGCUGGUGGUGUCGCUCGGCGACCGCGGCGACGAGUCGUCGGCCGGCAGGAACGAGCGCCUCGAGAGCCGCCAGCUGCUGCAGAGCGUGACGCAGUACCUGGUCAGGGAGGACAGCGCCGUCAGUGAGGAGGUGCCGCGCGUCAUCCUGAACACGCUGACGGUGAUGGGCGGCGAGCUGUUCACGCCGGCGUCGCUGACGGCCGCGCACGGCGGCCUGGUGACGGCCAUGGCCACGCUGGCCUCGGCCGGAGCCGGCCAGGGCCACGUCCGGCUGUUCGGCGCCUGCGCCCAGUGGCUCAACACCUGCAAGGAGUACCUGUGCAAGAAGGACGUGGUGGACAAGCUGGGGGAGGGCGUGGUUUCGGGACGACACACGGACGUGGUCACCUUCGCCUGCUGCCUGAUGACCUACCUCAGCGACAUCGUCUUGGCUCUCAAGAUGCUGGGCGACCACUGGCGCCACCCCGGUCAGUCGGGGUUGGCCACGCCGCCGCUGGAGGGCGACACGUCCGUGCUGGAGGCCGACACCGAGUGGGGCGACGAGCUGCACGACGACGACAGUGACGCCGACGACUCGGACGAGGACUCGCUGAACAACAAGCUGUGUACGUUCACGGUGACGCAGAAGGAGUACAUGAACCAGCACUGGUACCACUGCCACACGUGCAGCAUGCUGGACUCGGUCGGCGUCUGCUCGGUGUGUGUGCGCGUCUGUCACAAGGGGCACGACGUCACCUACGCCAAGCACGGCAGCUUCUUCUGCGACUGUGGCGCCAAGGAGGACUCCAGCUGCCAGGCGCUAGUGAAGCGCAACCGGCAGCCGGAGCCGGCGGCGGCCGGCAGCGGCGGCGCCGGCGCCGGCUCGGGCGCCGGCCCGUUCGGCGCCGAGACCAUGCUGCCGUCGCUGCUGCGCCGCCGCCACAGCGCGCUCAGUCACGAGAGGCCCGACAAGUACCGCGAGCAGAACGUGCGCGGACGCCAGGCGCUCAGCAGGCGGCUCGAGCCGUACAAGGACGCCAUCUACGCGGAGCUGCACAGCUCGGACGUGCUGUCGAGCGUGCUGGAGCUGGUGCGGCUGCUGCUGCCGGCGCUGUCGGCCAGCAGCCGGCGCACCUCGCCCAUCGGGGCUCACCAGCGCGUGGCUGACGCGCUCGCCCAGCUGCACACCGUCGAGAAGACGUUCGACACCACCGACACGCUGAUGGUGCCGACGCUGGGCUCGCAGGAGGGCGCGUUCGACAACGUGCGCAUGACGUUCGCCGGCGAGCAGGGCCAGACGAUCCGGCAGCUGGUGUCGGCCCACAUGAUCCGACGCGUCUCCAUGUGCUGCCUGAGCAGCCCGCACGGCAAGCGGCAGCACCUCGCCGUGUCGCACGAGAAGGGCAAGCUGGCCGUGCUGCAGCUGUCGGCGCUGCUGAAGCAGGGCGACGCCGCCAAGCGGAAGCUGACGCUGACCCGCCUGGCGUCGGCGCCCGUGCCCUUCACCGUGCUCAGCAUCUCCAGCAACCCGUGUAACGAGGACGUGCUGGCCGUCUGCGGUCUCAAGGACUGCCACGUACUGACGUUCAGCUCUUCGGGCGCCGUGUCGGACCACCUGGUGCUGCAGCCGCAGCUGGAGACGGGCAACUUCAUCAUCAGCGCCCGCUGGCUGCCCGGCUCGCAGACGGCGCUGGCCAUCAUCACGGCCGACUUCGUCAAGCUGUACGACCUCGGCAAGGACGUGCUCAGCCCGCACCACUUCUUCCUGCUGCCCAGCGGCAAGAUCCGGGACGCUUGCGUGGCCAACAUGCAGGACGGCUCCCGACACGUCAUCAUCAUGUCGUCCACCGGACUGAUCUACACGGUCGAGAUCAACGAGGAGAGCUCGGCCCAGCACGGCCCCUUCUACGUCACCAACAUCCUGGACCUGUCGCACCCCGAAGUCAAGUGGUCCAACGGCCAGAUCUGUGGCGGAGGGGUGGCCAUCUACUACUCGCACGUGCUGCAGCUGCUCUUCUUCAGCUAUACGCAGGGCAAGAGCUUCUUGGCGCCUCUGACCAGUAUUGGGACGGAGCUGGACAACCUGACGCAGAUCCAGCUGAAGCCGUCGGGCUCGGGCAAGCCCAACUCGCAGCCGCUGUGCCAGUGGAGCGAGGUGAUCGGCCACCCGGGCCUCGUCUGCUCCGUCACACAGAGCAGCAACAACCCGGUGAUCCUGAUGGUGAAGCCGGACUCGGUCUCGGUGCAGGAGAUCCGCAUCGUGCCGUCCAAGUCGAAGAUCACCGACAUGGUGGUGAUCCGCCACCCGACGGCCGGCAGCGACCGGCGCACCACGCUCAUCGUGCUCUGCGAGGACGGCAGCCUGCGCAUCUACAUGGCCUCGCCAGAGCGCACCGGCUUCUGGCUGUCGUCCUCGCUGAACCCGACGAGUGUGAUGGCCUCGCUGCGGCCGCCGCGCAAGAAGAAGGCGCCCAAGCCAAGCCGCGCUGCCGGCGCCGUCCAAUUCCCGCCCGACUUCUUCGAGGGCUGCCAGCCCAUGAACGACGUCGAGUACGGCGGCGACGACGUGCUGCAGGUGUACAACACGCAGCAGGUUAAGCAGCGGCUCUCCAUGACAGACUCCGCCAGCUCGUGGCAUGUACAAAUCGCGUCCAACCAAGCCGUCCAGGCCUUCAUCCUGGAGCUGCUGGGCCGCAGCGUGCCGCUGCACUGCACGCGCGCGCGCUGGUUCGACGUGCCGCUCACGCGCGAGGAGUCGCUGCAGGCCGACCGCCGGCUGGUCAUCACGUUCGGCCCGUCCCCGGACCCGUCCGGCGUCACCAUGGUGGACUCGCUGAAAAUCUACGGCAAGACGAAGGAGAGCUUCGACUGGCCGGAGGACAGCGACGAGUACAUGUCAUCGCCGUCCGCGUCGGGCACGAACCUGACGCCGGGCAGCGAGCAGGAGGGCAGCGCCGCCGCCGUGCUGCCGCUCACGGCGCUCGACAAACUGGUGACCAGCGCCCUGGAGACGAUGGAGGGGUGCGUGGUGGCGGCGCCCGAGUCGGACCCGCAGCGGGCCGCGGCGCUCGAGCUGUGCACGGCGCUGGUGCAGUUGGAGGCGCCGCCGGUCGGCCAGGUGCUGACGCAGGUGGACGCGCUGCUGGCCGCCCUGCAUACCUCCCGCCAGGCCUACUACAGCCACAAGGACCAGUCGAAGCUGAAUCACGUGUGGAAGAUGCUGCGCAAGAUGGACGCCAACGCCGAGUCGCGUAACCUGGACUCGGAGCUCUUCCACCACCUGGUGGUGACCUCUCGCAACAUCGCCAUCUGCCGACCGGCCAACCUGGUGAAAUACACGGUCGUGAAGGGAGAGGGCGACGACAAACCGGACAGCGGCGGCGCCGACUUCGUGUCGCUGCUGAUGGCGCUGUUCUGGCGGCUGCACGACGCCCAGCCGGAGAACGCUCUCACGGCGCCCGUCUGUCUGCCCGGCCUGACGCACCCGGAGACGUGCGUGUACGCGCUCUCGGACGUGCUGUACGCCUUCUUCACGACGGAGCCGGAGCUGGCGGCGCCACUGACCGUCGUCAUCUCGCGGCUGCUGCUCAGCGACGACCGGGCCGUCAGCUUCGCCGCCAAGCAGGGCCUGAUUCGCGUGUUCCGACCCAAGCAGCGCCGCCGCCGCGUCUUCAUCCCCUCGCCGCCGCGCUGCUCCACGCCCGGGUGCUUUUUGCAUAUUUGA
Molecule: messenger RNA, 7861 nt
Organism: Pollicipes pollicipes
Lineage: Eukaryota; Metazoa; Arthropoda; Thecostraca; Pollicipedomorpha; Pollicipedidae
Product: E3 ubiquitin-protein ligase UBR4-like
Molecular function (GO): protein binding; zinc ion binding
Source: RefSeq, a predicted model, not a curated record